This is a messenger RNA of Phyllopteryx taeniolatus (common seadragon), 8243 nucleotides long. RefSeq names its product SREBF chaperone (gene scap). The transcript has 22 exons. Gene Ontology annotation, molecular function: sterol binding; protein binding. The record is from RefSeq and is a predicted model, not a curated record. Bases 349 to 4335 code for a protein of 1328 amino acids. Gene Ontology annotation, biological process: SREBP signaling pathway. Gene Ontology annotation, cellular component: Golgi membrane; endoplasmic reticulum membrane. NCBI's taxonomy places the organism in Eukaryota, Metazoa, Chordata, Actinopteri, Syngnathiformes, Syngnathidae.
UGUGAGCAAUGCACAUCAGCGGGGACGCACUUUGAACGACAAAAAAAACCCCAGCAGGCCCUCAGACCUACAUCGGUGUGGAAGGUUUAUUCUCACGGUCUUUUGUCUAGUCAGGAAUGUGGACAGCAGCAUGCCGUGUUCCAUGUGCACGCCAACCAAACACACACCUCAAAGGAGGCCAUUGUGACGGCCGUGUUGUUUUACUGUGCCAUCUAAUAAUAGCGACACGCCUUCUAAAUGUUCCUGGAGUGAAUUCCCUCCUGAGUUUCUGUUGAUGCUGGUGAGGCAGGAGGAGCGUACACACAACCUAACUGGAGACGCGCAUGCUAAACUAAGCUACACAACACUAUGCUUCUCUUCAACACACAAAAUGAGUUUGUUGCUUUCAGGCACAUGAGUGGCAGGAGCCUGAGAGACAAGCUGCACACCUUUCGCAGGACCCUGAAUGUCGUGCAGCCUCUGCUCAGUGGUCGCCUCGCGCUCCCCAAUGGCCGGGAGUUGACGCCUUCCAGCACGAUGAUGCUGCGCGAGCAGCUGAGGGAGAAGAUAUCUGUGGCUUUCUAUCGCCACGGACUGUUGUGUGCCACCUACCCGGUGCCCAUCAUCCUCUUCACCUCAGUCAGCAUCCUCACCUGCUGCUAUCCGUUACUGAGGCUCCCGCUCCCCGGGACAGGUCCUGUGGAGUUCAGCACAAGUGUGCGGGACUACAGUGUUCCUACCCACGGGCCUCUUGGAGACGUCGGAGAACGGCCUGACUGGUACCAGGGACCUCCGGUGGCAUACAUCCAGCAAGUGUUGGUGAAGGCGGCGGUGUCGCCAUGGGACAACAGCCUGGUGCCAGUGGACGUGUUUCGCUCGCCGCUGGGGCGAGUCUUCAGCCUGCUGGACGAGAUCCGCAACCACGUGCACGCCGACAGCAGCUCGGGCGUUCGCAGUCUGGAGUCGCUGUGCCUGCAAGUGACGGACUUGCUGCCGGGUUUGCGGCGGAUGCAGUCGGUGCUGCCGGAGCAUGGCUGCCUGUUGGUGUCGCCCGCCAACUACUGGCAGAACCAACGCGAGCUCUUUGACGCUGACCCCAACCCCUUAAAGACCAUCCAGAAACACGAGCCCAAAGGCCUGCACACCUCUGCCACGCUCAGAGACCUCCUGUUUGGUGUUCCAGGGAAGCUCACAGGUGUGAGUCACUACAACAGGAAGAGGGUAGUGACUUACACCAUCAGCAUGGUGCUGUCCAGCUAUGACGCAAGGUUCCUGGGCAGCCUUCGCGCUCGUCUGAACCAGCUCCACCCAUGCACCAAUUGCAGCCUGAAGAACGAGCGUGUGGUCCACGUGCACUUCAAGGAGGAGAUCGGCGUGGCAGAGCUCAUCCCGCUGGUCACCACCUACAUCAUCCUCUUCGCCUACAUCUACUUCUCCACACGUAAGAUCGACAUGGUGAAGUCGAAGUGGGGUCUAGCUCUGGCUGCUGUAGUCACUGUGCUGAGCUCACUGCUCAUGUCGGUUGGUCUGUGCACGCUCUUUGGCCUCACGCCCACUCUCAACGGAGGGGAGAUCUUUCCAUACCUGGUGGUGGUGAUUGGUGUGGAGAAUGUCUUGGUCCUCACUCAGUCUGUGGUGUCCACCCCCGUUGAUCUGGAAGUCAAGCUCCGCAUUGCUCAGGGCCUGAGUAACGAGAGCUGGUCCAUCAUGAAGAACAUGGCCACUGAAUUGUGCAUCAUUCUCAUUGGCUACUUCACACUCGUGCCAGCCAUCCAGGAGUUCUGCCUAUUUGCUGUGGUGGGCCUGGUGUCUGACUUCUUCCUGCAGAUGUUCUUCUUCACCACCGUGCUGUCUAUAGACGUCCGCCGCAUGGAGCUGAUGGACCUGCAUGGGCACAUCCGUACCGAGGAUCGGCUGCCGGCACCAAAGCCCUCACCUCUGCGCACACGGACGGCGCCCGCUGCCCCACGGCCCCUUCCUCACACCAUUACCCUACAGCCCCCCACUAGGAAUUUGCGUCCCCCCAAGAGGUUGCGACUGGUUUACUUCCUGGCUCGUACGCGCCUGGCUCAGCGCAUCAUUAUGGUCAGCACGGUGAUCUGGAUCGGCAUUCUGGUCUAUACCGACCCGGCUGGGGUGCGCACUUACCUGGCUGCACAGGUGUCAGAGCAAAGUCCCUUGGGAGACGACGGGGGCGGAGGCCUGACCCCUCACCUGGAGGUGGCGCCUGUCUUCCGCGGAGGAGACCCGACCAGCACACUCACUGACCGCCUGGCACCGGACCCGACGCCCUUACCUGAAGACCAACCGCAGGGCCCCCCUGGCUCCAGGGCAGAACCACUCCCCCAGUCCUCACCGGCUGCACCCCAGAUCACCUGGAGUGCUGAGGACGAGGAGGGAUGGAGGAGACUUUCCUUCAGACACUGGCCUUCACUCUUCAGUUACUACAACAUCACUUUAGCUAAGAGGUACAUCAGCAUUUUGCCCGUCAUCCCUGUUGCCAUUCACCUGAGCCCCCAGGAAGCCAUUGAAGGGCGCCACCCUCAUGACACCCAGCAACCUCUUCUGCCCAUUCCCAAGGUGUCAGCGGAUCUCCAGACAGACCUGACGCUCUACAAGGUAGCAGCGCUGGGCCUGGGGGCAGGCGUUCUGCUUGUUCUGCUGCUCCUGUGCCUCUACCGACUUCUGUGCCCGCGAAACUACGGCCAGAACGGUGGGCGCCGGCGCAGAGGGGACCGGCCCUGCGAUGGCUACGGAUACUGGCCGCCCGUCAGCGAGAUCUCGCCGCUCCUGCUGCGGGGCCACAGCAUGGACAUCGAGUGUCUGGCGAGUGAUGGAAUGCUGCUGGCCAGCUGCUGCCUUGCCGGACAGAUUCGGGUUUGGGACGCACAGACGGGAGACUGCCUGACCGUCAUCCCCAAGCACGGGCUGAGGCGGAGCAGCAGCAGCGGCUGCUGGGAAAACUUUGGCUCAGAGGGUCCCGACCUCUCCCUGAGCGGCGACAGCCUGUCUGAGGACGAGGGCUACCAGGUGAGGCACCGCACCACACCGAGCCGGCCGCCCCUCUUCAAAGACCAGCCGGACCUGACGCCGCUCAUCGACACCAACUUCACCUCCACGCCGGCCUGCCCCCGCGCCCCGCCGCCCACCAGGGAAGGCUUUGACUAUGGCGACCUGGUGGCGGACGCGUACAUGGCGCACGAGCCGCCCUCGCCGUCAAACUUCUUCUCGCCCUCAUCGUCCUCUCCGCCCUCCAGCAUGCUGCCCCACAGCCGCCCAAGCUUCGGGGACGCCUGCGACCUGACGGCCCCGGACUUGAGUGACGGCUCAGUGUGGGCGCUGGAGCUUAGAGGCAAUCUAAUAGCUGCUGGGCGGAGCAAUGGAAAAUUGGAGCUUUGGGACACCACCGACGGCCGUUUGCGCUGCAGCAGCGAGGGCGAGGGUGCGUCCGGCAUCACUGCGCUGGUUUUCCUAAACAACAGAAUCGUGGCAGCGCGUCUGAACGGCUCUCUCGACUUCUUCAGCGUGGACGUCAACAAACCUCUCGCUUUGCUUCAGUACCGAGGUACUCCGGGGCGGGGUGGCGUCCCCACGUCGCCCUGCUACAGCAGCGAGGAUGCCAUCAGUUGCCAGCUGACGCGCUCGGUGCAGUGCGCCCACCAGAAGCCCAUCACGGUGCUAAGGGCCGCCGCCGGCAGGGUGGUCACCGGCAGCCAUGACCACACCGUGCGGGUAAGGAAGUGUUGGGGAGACGGGGCGCUGGCCACGUGGGACAUGUCAGAAAAAGAUGGCAGAAUGUGCUUCAUGUUUGUGAGCGCUCAGGUUUAUCGUCUGGAGGACUCGUGCUGCCUCUUCACGCUGCAAGGCCACUCGGCAGGCAUCACCGCUGUCUACAUUGAUGAGACGAUGGUCCUGGCAAGUGGCGGCCAGGACGGCGCCAUCUGCCUCUGGGAUGUCCUGACGGGAAACCGCGUCAGCCAUGUUUUUGGUCACCGUGGAGACGUCACCUCCCUGGUGUGCACACCACUCUGCAUCAUCAGCUCGGGUUUGGAUGACCUCAUAUGCGUAUGGGACAGAAGCACUGGCAUCAAACUAUACUGUAUACAGCAGGAGGUCGGCUGCGGUUCCAGUCUGGGUCUGAUUUCGGACUCUUUGCUGGUGACUGGCGGUCUGGGCUGCGUGUCCUUCUGGGACCUGAACUAUGGAGACCUGAUCCAGACUGUAUACUUGGGCCCGAGUAGCGAUGGUCAGGGCGUGAGGCAGCUACUAGUCCUCAACAACGCCGCCAUUGUGUGCGACUUUGGAAGCGAGCUCAGUCUGGUCUUCGUACCGUCGGUUCUGGAAAAACUGGACUGAGGUCUGAGAUCUGAUCUUUGAUAUGACGCCCUGUAUGCUGCUAACCUGGAAAAACUCAGCCCUCCCUCUUAGAAAGACAAAACUGUCAUUUAAAAAGAAAAAAAAGCAAGAGGGGGGGGGGAAAAAAACCUGCUGCCUUGUUUGCAUCAUCUGUGAACAUGUGACCUGCUGCCAACUAUGUACACCUAAGGGGGGCCGGUGUUUAUGUACACAUCAAUUAUUUAUUAUAUGUACUUGAGAUCUUUAUUAUGGAACCCGGAAGACAACUACCGUAAUUUCUCGUGUAUAAUGCGCAUUCCCCCCCCCCCCCCCCCCCCCAAAAAAAUUGUCAAAAGUCCAUAGCGCGCAUUAUACAUAGGUAUAGGGGCAAAUGGAAAAAAACUUUCACAUUUUAUAAAUGUAUGCCGCCAUCUAGUAGUUAUGAAAAAGCUGUACACUUUCAUUCCAAAAUGUCACCGCCACUUAGUGGUUAUAAAAAGGUGAAGCCUACACUUUCAUUCCAAUAUGACGGGGUACGUAUGUGUUUCGCCUGGUCCUUCAUCUUUUCUUUAAAGAAUUGUACCCAUGUUACAAAUUCUGCCUGGGUAUUCAAACAUAUGAGCACAACUGUGUGUUUUCUCAUUUACUAAAUAAAAGUAGGGCUGUGAAUUUCAAAAUAAGAGCAAGUAAAUAAAAAAAAAAAAAAAAGAUUACGUGUUCAAAUAAAGUGCUUAACUUCAGAAUAAUUCUUUAAAAAAACUAAUAAUACUUCGUUUUGAUCAUAUGGGUAGAAGCAAAAUCAUGCAUUGUAAAAAUGCACUCUCCAUAGGUAGAAUGUUUUUUACAGAAUUUUGAGGUCAACUUUGGGGCUGCGUAUUAUACAUGGGUGCACAUUAUACACGAGAAAUGACGGUACUUAUUUUUACGUUGCGUAUACGACCUAUAACAUACGCUUCAAGAUGCGUAAAUUGUGCUCACAACUUAUUAAUUUGUAUGAGAUUCAUAAGGCAUGGGUGCGACUUAAUGAGUUGCACACUUAAGAUGCAGGUUUGGUAUAUAUCAUAUCUAACAUCUACUAAGUUGCCCUCGCGACGAACGAAAAGUGGGUAUAAGACUUAUCAAAUUGCGCAUGCGAGAAGGGUGCGGGUGCGACUUACGAAGUUGUGCAGGCAAGAUAUUAAAAGUACAGGUACAACUUAAUGUGUGUGCGUGUAAGAUAUGGUUAAUGGUGUGCACUUACAGUUGAAACCAAAUGUUUACAUAUACUAUAUAAAAAGACUUACUUUUUUUUUCCUCACUAUUGGACUAAACCUUUCAUGUUUUAGGCCAAUUAGGAUUUCCAAAAUUAUUUCAAUUAACUAAAUGCUAAACUAAUGAGAGAAGGAUGUUUUUAGGCAUUUUUUCAUUACUUUCUUCAAAGUCAAACGUUUACAUACAGUAAGACGACUGUGUCUUUAAACAGUUUGGGAAAACACAGAUGAUAGUGUCAUUUUGUGUAAGCUUUUGACAACAUUUAAGUUAAUUACACACAGACACGCACGUAUGGACGUAUUUGAACUAGGCACUACUGAAAUGCAAAGCUUCUUUGUGUAACAUCAUCGGAAAGUCAAAAGAAAUCAUAUAAGACAUCUGAACUUGCACAAGUCUGGUUCAUCCUUGGGUGCAAUUUCCAGAUGCCCCAAAGUUGCCAGAUUCAACUGUUCAAACAAUUAUACACAAGUAUAAACACCAUGGGAAUGUCCAGCCAUCACACCGCUCAGGAAAAGAGACUGGUUCUAUGUCUCAGAGAUGAACAUACUUUGAUUCAAAAUCUGCAUAAUCAACCCAAGAACCAAAGGCAAAAGAUCUUAUGAAGAUUCUGGCUGAAGUUGGUAAGAGUGUCAUUUUCCACAGUGAAACGACUACUGUACCGACAUGGGUGGAAAUGCCACUCUACCAGGAAGAAGCCAUUACUCCCCAAAGCAUAAACAAAGCUAGAUUACAGUUUGCAAAUGCAUAGAGGGCCAAAGACCUUAAUUUUCGGAGAUGUCCUGUCGUCUGAUGAAACUAAAAUUGAAGUAUUUGGGGGGGGGGUGCGCGACAUCAUGUUGUGGGGUUGUUUUUCUCAUGGAGGGACUGGUGCACUUCACAAAAUUGAUGGCAUCAUGAGGAAAGAACAUUAUGUGGAAAUAUUGAGGCAAAACCUCAAAACAUCAAAUGGGUCUUCCAAAUGGCCAAUGACCCGAAGCAUACUGUGAAGCUGGUUACAAAGUGGCUUAAGGAUAACAAAGUCAGUGUUGGGGAGUGGCCAUUGCAAAGUCCUGACUUUUAGCUAUUGAGAAUGUAUGGGGAGACUUGAAAAGUCAUGUGUGAACAAGGCGGCAUACAAACUUGGCUCAGUUACACCAGUUCUGUCAGGAGGAAUGGGCCAAAAUUCUAAAUCCUUGUGGAAGGAUAUCCAAAAUGUUUGACCAAAGUCAUACAGUUUAAAGGCAAUGGUACCAAACACUAAUGACAUUUAUGUAAACUUCUGACUUUGAAGAUCCUCUCAUUAGUCUGGCAUUUAGCGAAUAGAAAUAAUUGUGGUAAUCCUAAUUGAUCUCAAACAGGAAAAGUUUAAUCUGAUUUCAUGUUGCAGUUAGGGGGGAAAAAAAGCAUGUCUACGUAAAUAUCUGGUUGCAACUGUAUUUAGCGCUUUAGGUACACCACGCGGUGCCCAAAGUGCUUUACAAAACCUCACAUUCAUACACUGUGAAAGGCGUGUGUGCGACUUACACUUGCGAGAUAUGCAAGGCGCAGGUAAGUUGCUACUGUGCCUCACGAAUCUCGUGCGAAAGUUGCAACCGCACCUUAUAAAUCUUGUGUGUUACGCUUCAUAAGUUGCACACCGGCUUUAUGACUCAUGCAUGAAACUUGGUAAGCUGCACUGUUCGUAUCUUGCAACUGCAACUUAGUAAAGUGCCACACGCAUAUAACAAAUCUCACACAUGCACGCGUGAGAGUUGUAAGGCGCGUGUGCAAUUUACAAAAUUGGGUGCGAGGUGCGAAGUGUGCGGUGUGACGCGGUCUCCCGGGUUGCAUACUUCAUUGUGGCGGGAUGUAGUUUAACUGGAAGCUGCAGUACGCACGUCAUGUUUACGCGACGACGUCCGGUUGAAACUUGAAGAGGUCACGCGCUGCUUCUUCGUCCUUUUAGCGCAGGGGUGGGCAACAUAUGGCCUGCUCCCUUCUUUAAUCCGGCCCACCCAGUAGUUACAUUAUAAAGCGUCCCUUGAUAAUUGUAGCAUUCAUUUAACGGUUAUUUUCAAUUAUUUUAUCUUAAAUCAUUCAUAAAUUGAUUUACAUAUUGUAAAUAUUAAAAAUAAUUUAUUAUGAUUACAGUUAUACCUGUUUUUUAUUGGCAUUACAAUAAAUUGACUUAAUGACAUUUUAUUAUAAAAAUAAACUUUUAUAUGUACUGUAUGCUUCACCUGUUAUUUAACACCUCAUUUAGGAAUGAGCUGGUUCAUUUAUCCUUUUAAAAAAUUAAAUGCCCACCCCUGCGUUAGUAACGUCUCGCUGCUGAACUCGUGACUUUUUGGACCAAACAAGCAACUGUAGAAGAAGAAAGAAUGUAUUUUAUUGUUUGUCACACGCUAUCUUAAGGCUCUCUAGGCACCUUUGUGUUAGCAUAUUUUCCCUUUUUCAAAUUUUUUUUUUAUUAUUAUUUUCAAGCGGCACGGUGAAAUUAUUAUUUUCCCUUGUAACGUCAGUUAGACGGGUGAGAAUACCAGGGGUCUAGGGUGUCCACAACCAGAGAAAACAAAUGACUAUUGCGUAGAGGCAGGAAACCCCGCCCCCGGUCCCUCAUUGGCUGGCUGUGCGGGCUACAGUAGUGGCGUAACUUAUUGACUUGUUUUGUAACAAAAAAACAAAUGUACUAAUUUUCAAAUAAAGACGCUUUGAUAUGA